Bactrocera latifrons is the source of this 828-nucleotide messenger RNA. RefSeq lists its product as uncharacterized. The record is from RefSeq and is a predicted model, not a curated record. NCBI's taxonomy places the organism in Eukaryota, Metazoa, Arthropoda, Insecta, Diptera, Tephritidae. Bases 1 to 810 code for a protein of 269 amino acids. The transcript is spliced from 3 exons.
AUGUUGUAUAUUAUAAUUUUAACCUUACAAUUGUUGAAUGACCAUUGUGGCGCUCAAUACUCGCACGCACGUCGCGAUCCACGCAUCCGUCUUUCGGGUACUAACAACACCAAUGACCAGUUGCAUCUCAACGAUCAAAUCGCAACACUCAAUGCAACGACAUUGUACGGUCAGUUGCCGACAUAUGGUUACAGUCAACCAAAAUACGCGACAUCAGUGCGGGCCACACCGCCUGAAGUGGCCAAAUAUCGUAAUCUCGGUAAUUACUUCCAAGUUAUUCCGCCGAAUACUCAACUAACAAUGUUCGAACCGCCCGUCGCCACCGCCAAGCGAGAACUCAAGCAGCAUUCGGAGUAUUUAACGCCGUUUUCAUUUACUCACCGUGUAUUGCACUUGGGGAACGAACAUAAACAGGACUUGCGCCCGCGACGCUACACGAAUUCGAGCUACAAUGCUGAACUUUCACAAAAUGAUUUAAAAGAAACAAAUACCCUCCGCGCUGUCUCAACCGCUAGAAGCACACAGCGAGUACCGCAAGAGAGUGUGCGUAAUUCGCAGGAGCAAAGAGAGCAACCUAAAAUAAUUAAGCAGACACAAUCUUUUCAUGAUAUAUACAUGCGAUUUAAGAAUCCACAACAACAGAGUUUUGGGCAUGUUGAAUUCCAACCACAAAAACGCUUUGAGAAACGUUUCGAGUCGCUAAACAACAACAACAAUGGCAAUCGUCAUCGCGGUGAGAUCGUAUGGGCUGAUGCGACGGGCGGUUACGGUGAGCAUCAUUGGGAUUUGACGCAAGGAAAAUUACGUUGAGGCGCCACCGAAACGUGA